AUGCAGCAGUGCGAUGAAUCCAAGGAGGCGAGGCUGCUAGAUCUAGUUAUAGCCUUGCCGGUCUGCCUGUUCUCGCUGUCCUUGGUGAUCGCGCUGUCCCUCUAUCUCAAUCGGCGGCGCAUCGUCCACCAUUUACACCACAAGUAUACCGGACUCGAUCGCGUGAUAAGACCAUAUCAACCUGAUUCCAAAACCCACAGCUGGUCAGAUCCCACUUUUUCGCCCGAACCGAACGCAGUUUCCAACUGCAUACUGCCAGAUAUCAACACAUUGCCAUCCCCCAGGUCAGACCGCUUCCGUCCAGCCUCGCGGCAAGAUUCCACUCGUGCCCGGGUCACAACCCUUCUUCCAAGCCGACAUCAGCAUCUAGCAGGCGGAAAACAGCCCGCAGAGCAACUCCACUCACUCGACAAAUUCCACAGCCUCUCACUCAGCAAAACUCGUGGUCCCAACUCUGAACCCCCAUCCUUGAGUCGAAAAGAGCAACUCGCACAUAGAUCCCAGCUCAUACAAGACACCCACAUCCGACUAGGUUCCAUUUUCCCCGAACCACCCCCACCACUACUCGUCGAAUCCCCCCAUUCCGUCGCCGGUGCAUUACGAAGUCUGACCUGCGCACAAGAGGAGGAACCCACCACCACCACCACCGUUGAGCAGACGAAAGAACGACCAGUGAGCUUCUCACGCCCCCUCACGAAAGCUACUACAGGUACCUGUCGUCCUGCUUCCCCCGUUUAUUACACAAGACCUUCGUCCCCGACGGGGUCGAUUAGACUUGUUGUUGGUGAUGAUAGAUUCGCGGAAGAUGUGGACUCUCAUCACAUAAGGGUCAUGAGCGAGGGGAUUGGGUCGAGAUUAUUAGAGGCGGAUGUUGGGGUCGGUGAUACCUCUGGUAUUCUUGCUUGA
This is a messenger RNA of Sphaerulina musiva SO2202, 906 nucleotides long. RefSeq lists its product as uncharacterized. The transcript has a single exon. Bases 1 to 906 code for a protein of 301 amino acids. The record is from RefSeq and is a predicted model, not a curated record. Lineage: Eukaryota; Fungi; Ascomycota; Dothideomycetes; Mycosphaerellales; Mycosphaerellaceae.